Molecule: messenger RNA, 2233 nt
Organism: Aquila chrysaetos chrysaetos
Lineage: Eukaryota; Metazoa; Chordata; Aves; Accipitriformes; Accipitridae
Gene: M1AP
Product: meiosis 1 associated protein
Exons: 9
Coding region: 136-1509 (457 amino acids)
Biological process (GO): male meiosis chromosome separation; meiosis I; spermatogenesis
Source: RefSeq, a predicted model, not a curated record
GGCAGCCCUCAGCAGGGACGGCCAGAGCCACCCGUCCGCCGGGACCGCUGCGCUGCUUCUGGGCACGGCUGCCAGGACCGCUGCUGCGCAGUUGCAGCUGAAUAACUGGACAUCUAAUACCCAUGUUCAGAAGCCAUGAAUUCCAGAAAAUUACUCUCAGAAACGCAGAGAACAUUUCCUGCUGCUAAAGUACACUGCCAGCAGCCAUCACGGAUUCUCAUUGUGGAUGCCACAUCAGCUUCCUGGACCAACACUUGCUCUGUACUCUCUGAAGCUCUGGAAAACACGCUCUGUUUGGCAUGCAGUUUGACAGGCCCCUGCCGUGUUCCCCUGCUGAGCCUUUACGUGGUGCAGAACCAGCAGGAGUGCCUGCUUCCUUUUACGCAAGUGAAAGAAAACUUUGCACGAAUUCAAGCCUGCAUUUCAGAGCUCCGUUCACUACCAAGAGAAGGCUGUUUCCCACAGGGGGGAAAUGGAGCGGUACAAGCUGUGCAGGAUGGAUUGCAACAGUUCAAACAAUACAGCAGACACACAGCAGCAGGAGGCUCAACAAAUAGUUCUGUUGAGAUCACAAUUUUGACUAGCCAGUCCAGCAAAGAAAUGGUAAAGCAGCUGGAAAAGAAGUUAAAAGAUGUAGACCUUGUGAGUCUGCGAAGAAUACAAGUAAUUGAAAUUUUGAAGAGAGACUUUCUGGAGCCUGAGGAUGUAGAACAGCACGUGCCAGCAGAAGAGCCCAGCAGCAAUGACAUUGCAAUCCUGGGAAUGGACAUUGAUGUGCAAACCAUAGAGGACAAUGUCAUCAGCUUGGAGAUGUUGUUUAAAACAUGGCUACAUGUCUAUGGCACAGAGAGAGAACACCUCCAUCUCCUCCUUCCAUCAGGAGGCUUCAGUCACGCCACUGCAACCAAGACCACCCUAAUGUGCCUGAAGUGCGAUUUGCAGGAGAGAUUGCUCGACCCAGCUCUACUUUCUGGGACGGUUGAUGGCACCAUGAGAGCAGCAGAUUUGAAUUCACCCUGCCAGAUGGCAGCCUGGCCAGCUACAGUGCUGUAUAAACUCCAGGUUGUAAAGGCUCUGAAGUCUGAAGGGGUCUGCGAGUCUGUAGUGUAUGGCCUGCCCUUCAUCAUCAAGCCCACAAGCUGCUGGCAGCUAGACUGGGAUGAACUGGAGAUAAACCAGCACAGCUUCCAUGCUCUAUGUCAUAGUCUUCUGAAAAGGAAGUGGAUGCUUUUGGCCAAACGUGAGCCACAGAACACUAGUCCAAACUGGAACAUCAUGAUGCAUUCCUACUACAUCAUUGUCCCUUCUGACUCCGCCACUCUACUUGUCAAAGCAGUCGCCAUCAGAGAGCUCUUGCUGCCGUCAACCUUCCCAGCCCUCCUUGCUGAACAUCCUGAGAGAGUGCAUGGCCCUAUAGAGAACAUGCAGCUGCUGCUGAAGAUAAAUCUAUCAUCUCCCUCAUUGCUGGGGAACAUGGAUCUCCUCAGACUGCAGAGAGAAGUGCUUUAGGUGUAAGAUAAAUCACUACAUAAAGUGUCUCUGUUUCUUCCAAUAGAUACAGGCUUCUGAUUUCCUGUUGUGCAUCCUUAUGUUCUUCUCGGUUGUCUGCCUCUGCUUCAGGUGAUGCCAGGAAGGGCAGAGCCCUCACUAUAGGUCUUAGCAGAUGAACAGAGGAGGAAACAGCUGUGAAGAUGUCUAGUGACAGCUGGAAUAUGAUGGAGCACUCCAAAACUUCUUCCCAGCAGCCAAUAUAUCCUACAGCUUUCUUGGACAGCAAAUGGCUGUCCUUUGGAGCAAUGUUGCAUGUCUGUUGGGGGGAGGGGGAAGGGGCCUUAUGAAGCAGAGAGUUGAGGGUGAUGGGGCCCAGAAAGGGUGCUCCAGCUUGUUGGCUGAUUCUGGGCAUGGGGGAGGAUAGGAGUGCAUCCUGCAAGGGAAUGCUUAAAUCAAUUUUAGACCUGGCUGCAGAUGCCUCUUGCUCUAUACACUGCUAAGAGUGGUCCUUGUGGGUAGCAGCACAACCAGAGAUCCCUUCUCCCAUCACUGCAAGGUACCAUGGAGGGUCUGUAACACUCAUCUCUGCAAAAAAAGCCCUCGACACUAAAAACCACAAAAAACCCCAAUCAAACCCCACAGCCUCUACCUGUCACAUGUCAUAGCCACUAGGUUCUUUCUUCUCUCUGAGCAGAGUGCCCUGAACAGCUUGGAAGUGGAAGUUGCUUAUAACCCCUUGCAC